AUGCUGAAGAACUUCAUCCUAAACGUGCCGAACAUGCAAGCGGGGCGGAUCUGGGUGCUGAUCACCUCGUGUUUCUCGCACAUGACAACGACGCACAUCCUGGUCAACUCGAUCGGCCUGUGGUUCGCCGGCCCCGCCGUCGCGUCCAUCCUCGGCACAUCGGGCUAUCUCCUCUUCUACCUUGGUGCGGGCAUCUUCAGUGCCCUGACGUCGCUGUGGUGGCAGAACCGCAAGCCCGGGUGGACGAUUGGCAGUGAGGGCGCCUCGGGGGCGAUCUACGGCUGCAUGGCCUUCUUCGGCACCAUGUUCCCCAAGGCGACUUUCUUGCUCUUCUUCGUGAUUCCCAUGCCGGCGUGGGCGCUCCUCAGCGGCGUGUUUGUGUGGGACGCUUGGCGCAUGGUGUACGACCCCGCGUCCAAGAUUGAUGGCGCGGGUCAUAUUGGCGGUAUCAUUGCUGGAGUCGUUACCGCGCUCGUGUGCAAGAGGCGAUACAGGCGCAUGUGGUAG
Molecule: messenger RNA, 507 nt
Organism: Trichosporon asahii var. asahii CBS 2479
Lineage: Eukaryota; Fungi; Basidiomycota; Tremellomycetes; Trichosporonales; Trichosporonaceae
Exons: 1
Coding region: 1-507 (168 amino acids)
Cellular component (GO): membrane
Molecular function (GO): serine-type endopeptidase activity
Source: RefSeq, a predicted model, not a curated record